Musca vetustissima is the source of this 1954-nucleotide messenger RNA. RefSeq names its product moesin/ezrin/radixin homolog 2 (gene Mer). Gene Ontology annotation, molecular function: actin binding; cell adhesion molecule binding. The record is from RefSeq and is a predicted model, not a curated record. Gene Ontology annotation, biological process: regulation of organelle assembly; positive regulation of protein localization to early endosome; positive regulation of early endosome to late endosome transport. Bases 1 to 1953 code for a protein of 650 amino acids. Lineage: Eukaryota; Metazoa; Arthropoda; Insecta; Diptera; Muscidae. The transcript is spliced from 4 exons. Gene Ontology annotation, cellular component: adherens junction; plasma membrane; cytoskeleton.
AUGCGGGCGUUUCGCAGCAAAAAAGUCUUCCCCGUCAAGGUGAUAACAUUCGACUCGGAAUUGGAAUUUGAAUUGGAGAAAAAUGCCAGUGGCCAGGAUCUUUUUGAUCUGGUGUGUCGAACAAUUGGUCUGAGAGAAUAUUGGUAUUUCGGUUUGCAGUAUGUCGAUACCCGGGAUAAUGUCACCUGGCUGAAAAUGGAAAAGAAGGUUAAAGAUCAACGUAUCAAACAGCAACCAAAUGGUUUUUAUGUUUUCAGUUUCUAUGCAAAAUAUUUUCCGGAAAAUGUUAGCGAAGAGCUGAUACAGGAGAUCACACAGCAUUUAUUUUUCCUGCAAGUUAAACAAAGUAUUUUAUCAAUGGAUAUUUAUUGUCGUCCCGAGGCCUCGGUUCUGUUGGCCUCCUAUGCUGUGCAUGUACAAUACGGGCCAUAUGAUGCUGAAACAUAUCAGGAUGGUAAAUUGCAGGGUAUGGAUUUGUUGCCAAAGGGGGUCACCGAUCAAUAUCAAAUGACACCAAAAAUGUGGGAGGAACGCAUUAAGACAUGGUAUAUGGACCAUGAACCAAUGACACGCGAUGAAGUUGAAAUGGAAUAUUUAAAAAUAGCACAAGAUCUAGAUAUGUAUGGUGUUAAUUAUUUUCCUAUUACGAAUAAGAACAAAACCAAGCUGUGGCUGGGUGUAACAGCAGUGGGUUUAAAUAUCUACGAUUAUCACAAUAAAUUAACACCGAAAACAACAUUUCAAUGGAAUGAAAUUCGCCAUGUUAGUUUUGAUGAUAAAAAAUUUACCAUACGUUUGGUGGAUGCCAAGGUUUCCAGUUUCAUAUUUUAUUCACAGGAUUUGCAUAUUAAUAAAAUGAUUCUAGACCUCUGCAAAGGCAAUCACGACCUAUAUAUGCGACGUCGCAAACCCGACACCAUGGAAAUACAACAAAUGAAAGCCCAAGCAAAGGAGGAAAAACAACGCCGGCAAAUGGAACGAAAAAAAUUCCUACGCGAAAAGAAACUGCGUGAACGUGCCGAACAGGAACGCUAUAUGUUAGAGGCCCAGUUGGAGCGGCUGCAAGAGGAAAUGCGUUGCGCCAGCGAUGCUCUACGACGUUCCGAAGAAACUAAAGAGCUGUAUUUCGAAAAGAGUCGCGUCAACGAAGAACAAAUGCAGUUGACCGAAUGUAAAGCGAAUCAUUUUAAAAGUGAAAUGGAUCGGCUGCGCGAACGACAAAUGAAAAUCGAAAGGGAAAAAAUGGAUUUGGAAAAGAAAAUAAGGGAAGCGGAUUUUUUCGUUCAUCAGCUAACAAUGGAAAAGGAUAAACGGGAAGCUGAGGCGGAAAAAUUACGCAAAGAAUUGAUAUGUGCCAAAUUAGCCGAACGGGAGGCAACAGCCCGUUUGCUGAACUUUUUAAAUCGGGGACGUAAAAAUUCCCAAGAUAGUAUGCUGCCGCCGACAAUUACCGUUAACUCGUCAUCAAGUUCUUCCAAUAAUAUUACCGCCUCCGUUAGUACACCCUCGCUGACGAAUAGCAGUUCAACGGCGGACAUUAAUGAAUCUUCCACCGCUGCCGUUGAUUUAACAACCAAUGAUCUAAAUGAUGAGGAUCAUCAACAUCACCAUCAUUUGCAUGAGCAACAGCGCCAGCUGGAUGAACCUCGCGAUGAGGAUUCGGAAAAUGAAUUUGAAACCAAAGAAUUCAUUUUAACCGACAGCGAAAUGGAACAGAUCACCAAUGAAAUUGAACGCAGCCGUUUAGAGUAUCUAAAGAAACACAAACAGGUGCAAAAUCAAUUGCAAACACUGCGCUCCGAAAUUGAGCUGCUGAAAAUUGAGGAAAAUCAAACGAAUUUGGAUAUACUCAGUGAGGCCCAACUCAAGGCGGGCGAAACAAAAUAUUCAACAUUGAAAAAAUUAAAAUCUGGUUCGACCAAAGCACGUGUGGCCUUCUUUGAGGAAUUGUAAA